This is a messenger RNA of Aspergillus calidoustus, 336 nucleotides long. NCBI's taxonomy places the organism in Eukaryota, Fungi, Ascomycota, Eurotiomycetes, Eurotiales, Aspergillaceae. The record is from the annotation of a GenBank genome assembly.
AUGAAUGUCCCUGGAGAGCGCAGGACUCUGCUUCCGAAAGUGUUGCCAUUUAUUGGGCCUGGAGGAGAGAUGAAAAGUGUCGGAAAGAAGUCCCUCAUCCAGAAGGACUUCUCGGCCUCUGCCGGUCUCCUCGCUAUCAAGGAGACAGGUUCUUUACCAUCAUGUCCGAUCAGGGAAGGCCAAAACUCAAAGCCUCGGAGCAUUCAAAACCCGGUCGCAACGCAGCACAAAAUUAUCAAGUUAAUCGGCUCUUUUGAAACCGAAGAGCAUGGAUAUCUCGUUUACAAGUACGACCUUGCCCCAAUCUCACAGAUGCCACAAACCGAAUAUCCAUGA